AAGCAAAGCACUGCGAGAGCCAAAAAGUACUUAGAAAUCAAAAGAGAAAACUGACAAAUAAUGGGCGGUGGUCGGGUUCUUCAUCAUCUUCUUCUUCACGCUUCUCGCAGGUCGCUCUUCUCUCCUAGUUUUCGUACCACCGGAAGACUCCACUCUUUCUUCACCCACAAUUUCAAAACCCUGCAAUUUCAGAAACCCCGUUAUCAUUCCUCUUCUAAUUUGCUUAGUUUCUCUCUGAAACGACCCAUCUCUGCUGUAUACCAUUAUCCGAAUCGGUUCCUGAACACCGACUCCUCCAAGAGCAGUAAUUAUCAAGAGAAUGGCACCGAGGAAAACGCACUUCGAUUAUGUUUUAAUGUUGCAGAUGAAACAACUGAAGAGGGAAAAACAGAGGAAUGGGAAGAAGAAGAGGAAGUAGAACCCCAAGCUGGUGAUGGUGGGGAUGGCGGUGGAGUUGUGUUGCAAGGUGUCCCUUGGGGUGAACGGGCUCUCUCUAUUGCCCGUGAGGUCUUGUUGCAGUUUGGUGAUGAAAUGGAACUCUAUGCUUUCAAGACUACUCCUCGUGGAUAUGUUUAUGUGAGAUUGGAUAAGCUCUCAAAUGAAUAUGGUUGUCCCACCAUGGAGGAGCUUGAAAGCUACUCCCAAGAAUACAUGAAAAGAUUGGAGGAAGUUGGAGCACUUGGAGAAAUACCCGACGAUUUGGCUCUUGAGGUAUCAUCUCCUGGUGCAGAGAGAAUACUAAAGGUGCCAGACGAUUUAUGUCGUUUCAAAGAAAUGCCUAUGAGGGUAUACUACACAGAAAAUGCAGAGCCUGGUCCAGAAAAGGAUGGAAUCUUUUUUCUGGAGUCCAUUGAAAAAGAAUCAGAGAACUGUGUAUGGAAGUUGGCAGAUGUGAAAGAAAACAGGGACCCUGAAAGUAAAGGUAGACCAUUAAGCCGUAAAAUGAGAGACUGGAGACUAAAAUUGCCAUUCAAAAUGCAUAGACGAAUAACUUUAUAUCUUGAAUUCUGAAAUACCAUUAGCUACAUUGUGUUUUCUGACCUACGCUUACUACUUCUGUUCAAGAGUUCAAUCAUGAAAUAGAAUAUUUCUAGCUGCCUAUAUUCUUCAA
Manihot esculenta (cassava) is the source of this 1111-nucleotide messenger RNA. RefSeq lists its product as uncharacterized. The record is from RefSeq and is a predicted model, not a curated record. Gene Ontology annotation, biological process: ribosomal small subunit biogenesis. The transcript is spliced from 5 exons. NCBI's taxonomy places the organism in Eukaryota, Viridiplantae, Streptophyta, Magnoliopsida, Malpighiales, Euphorbiaceae. The coding region runs from base 61 to 1011 and encodes 316 amino acids.